Molecule: messenger RNA, 1626 nt
Organism: Penicillium digitatum Pd1
Lineage: Eukaryota; Fungi; Ascomycota; Eurotiomycetes; Eurotiales; Aspergillaceae
Product: sugar porter family MFS transporter
Biological process (GO): transmembrane transport; carbohydrate transport
Cellular component (GO): membrane
Molecular function (GO): carbohydrate:proton symporter activity
Source: RefSeq, a predicted model, not a curated record
AUGGGUUACAAAAUAACUAAUAUCUAUUUCAUCACCACAGUGGCCGUCAUUGGCGGCGCACUGUUCGGUUUUGACAUUGCUUCCAUGUCCGCCAUUCUCGGCACCCAGCAAUACAAAUGUUUCUUCAAUCAAACUGGCACCAACGAGGACGGCAAGUGCGGUGGCCCCACAUCUGCCAAUCAGGGUGGUAUUUCAGCAGCUAUGCCUGGUGGUUCCUGGGUUGGCGCUCUAGCUUCCGGUUUCGUGACUGAUUAUCUGGGUCGCCGUGGGGCAAUCCAGUCUGGCUCGUUGAUAUGGUGCAUCGGUAGUGCCAUCGUGUGUUCGUCUUUUGGAAUCGCCCAGCUUGUCGUUGGCCGCUUCAUCAAUGGUGUCUCUGUCGGUAUCCUUAGCGCCCAGGUCCCCGUCUAUGUUGCCGAGUUAGCCCAGCCCAGUAAACGUGGCCAGGUCGUGGGAGCACAGCAGUGGGCAAUUACAUGGGGUAUCUUGAUCAUGUUCUACGUCUCGUACGGCUGUAGCUUCCUUGAAGGGACUGCUGCGUGGCGCACUCCAUGGGGCUUGCAAAUGGUUCCCGCCGCUCUGCUCUUUGGAUUGGUCUUCUUAUUGCCGGAGAGUCCUCGUUGGUUGGCCAAGCAGGAUCGCUGGGAUGAGACGCUCGAGGUUUUGGCUUCAGUUCAUGCUAAAGGUGAUCGGUAUGCGCUCUUCGUGCAAUCUGAAUUACAAGAGAUCCGUGAAAUGGUCGAGUUUGAGCGCAACAACAAGGAUGCCUCAUACCUCGACCUUUUCAAGGGUCCUAUGCUCUACCGAACGCACCUCGGUAUGUUCACUCAGAUUUGGUCGCAGCUCACUGGUAUGAACGUCAUGAUGCUUUACAUUACCUACGUGUUUGGUAUGGCCGGUCUCACUGGAAACUCGAACCUUGUCGCAUCUUCAAUUCAGUACGUCAUCAACGUGGUGAUGACCAUUCUAGCUUUGCUCUUCAUUGAUCGUUGGGGCCGUCGAACUCCGCUUUUGGUUGGUUCGACACUUAUGAUGGUGUUCAUGUUUGCCAACGCUGGCAUUAUGGCAUCAUACGGCAAGCCAGCUCCACCGGGUGGUCUCAACCAUACCCCCGAACAGUCAUGGGAUCUCUCCGCGGCCCCCAAGGCUGCCAAGGGAGUUAUCGCUUGCACUUACCUUUUUGUCGCCAGUUACGCACCGACUUGGGGUCCUGUCAGCUGGAUCUACCCUCCUGAGCUUUAUCCCCUUCACCUACGUGGCAAGGCUGUCGCACUUUCGACGUCGUCUAACUGGAUCUUCAACUUUGCCUUAUCCUACUUUGUCCCUCCCGCUUUUGAAAACAUCAAAUGGAAGGUUUAUGUGGUAUUUGGAGUCUUUUGCUUUGCAAUGACUGUCCAUGUCUUCUUCGCCUUCCCAGAAACUGCUGGCAAGACCCUGGAGGAAGUCGAAACUAUGUUUACCACCCCAGGCCUUAAGCCCUGGAAGACCUCUGUGCAGUACCAGCAAGUUCGCAGGCUGGAGCAGGGGGCGAUUCAAUCAGACAAGUUGGCCGAUCUUCGCGCAGAAGAAGGAACCGCCGAGGCUCCGAAGUCCAUUGAAAAAGAGACCACCGUUUUGCAAGUUGAAUAG